Molecule: messenger RNA, 1128 nt
Organism: Colletotrichum graminicola M1.001
Lineage: Eukaryota; Fungi; Ascomycota; Sordariomycetes; Glomerellales; Glomerellaceae
Exons: 3
Coding region: 1-1128 (375 amino acids)
Biological process (GO): transmembrane transport
Cellular component (GO): membrane
Molecular function (GO): transmembrane transporter activity
Source: RefSeq, a predicted model, not a curated record
AUGUCUUUCUCUGGUGGUAGAGGAGUUUUAUGUGCUUGCAGUGGCGCAGCGUACGGCCUCGGUGGAUUAUUGGCAACUCGCUUCUUACUAGGCCUUGUCCAAGCCGCUUUCUACCCAGGUUGUGUAGCUACACUCAGCUCCUGGUAUAUUCGUAAGGAGCUUGGUGUCCGUGUUGGUUUGUUCUACACGGGUUCUAUGCUCUCUGGUGCCUUCUCAGGCCUGAUCGCCGCCGCCAUCACGAAAGGCAUGGAUGGCACUGGGGGUCUUCUUGCCUGGCGCUGGGUAUUCAUCGUCGAGGGGGCGCUGACCGUGGUUAUCGCCAUCGGCGCUUACGCGAUGCUUCCUGACUUUCCAGCAAACACCAAGUGGCUUACGAGUCAAGAGCAACAGCUGGCCGUGUGGCGCAUGGAGAUUGACGCCGCUGGCGAGAAAGAUUGGACCAGUUCAUCGUCCCAACCCCUCUUCGACGGGUUUAGGAUGAUCAUCGUCGACCCCGUUAACUGGAUCCUCGUGCUUAUCGUCUAUGGAACUGCGUCUUCCAUCUCUAUCAACAGCUUCUUUCCCACCAUUGUUGGCAGCCUCGGAAAAGACCGCAUCACGACCCUAUUGCUCACCUCGCCUCCUUACCUGUUGGCAUGCAUCGUGUGUGCGGCGGUGUCAUGGAAUGCAGGUCGUACCAAUGAAAGGUUCUGGCACACAGUCGGGCCCCUGACUUGCGCGCUUGUUGGGUUUAUAGUCUCCGGAGCCGCAACGGACGUUACAUCGCGAUACCUAGGCGCCAUGAUUAUGCUUCCGGGUAUUUACACUGGCUUCAACAUGUCGAUGGUCUGGACGGCAAACACGAUAUACCGCCCAGCCGCCAAGCGUGCUGCUGCAGUGGCAUUCAAUAACGCAGUGUCUACCAUGUCCAGCAUCUACGGGUCAUACUUGUACCCCAAUGACGCGGCUCCUCGUUUCAUCUUGGCGUUCAGUGUCAAUGCCGGCAUGGCUUUCAUGGCAAUCGUGGCUUCAACGGUACUUCGCUUUGUGUUAAAGAGAGAGAACCACAGGCUCGCUGUCCAGGAACAGGAGAUGGAUGCUAAAGGCCCGAUGAGAAUAGUUGGAAGAGGCUUUAGGUACAUGGUUUAA